CCAUCCCUUCAAAAUACAGAACUCUAACCUACCACAUGAAAAAUGGGCGCGUCAAUGUCCUCCCCCAUGCAAGCUCUUCGGAUCAUUGCUGGCAUCGUUUUUAGAAUCGUCGAAGAAAUUCGGUCAUCGGAGAUCUUCGAAAAUCCCACUUUUGCCAACCUUGCACAUGCCAGAGACUCGCGCUCCCAAAGGCAAGCUAAUAGGGCACCAAUGGCAGGGUGGCAGGGUGUAGAAUGGCAGGAAGAAGAUCGUAUUGAUAUAGACACGAGAGGAAUCAGAGAGGAAAUAGAUGAGUUCCCAGCUGCUCGAGCUCCACGUGCCACCGGGAGAAACGUCGAAGAAUUUCAUUCUGCACAAACAAAUGUGUGGCGGAGGCCGAGCGAAGUGGGGAUGCAUGCUUCGGAAGAAACCCCGCGCAGGCGUCUUUAUGAAACGCCAGAGCGUUGCGCCGCAGUACUCCAGAUGAAGACGAAGGAAGAAGAAGGCGUCUCGCCCACGAAGUCAACCAAUAAAGGCAAGAAAACCUUGGAGAAACACAGCGCGUUCCAGCUCGUGAGUAUCCCCAGUGAGGAGGAGAUACAAUUAGCGAAGCACGGAGUCCAAUACCAAGAGGGACUAUUCCAUUUCGCAGCGACAGGAGUUUCUGGCGCAGGAAAGUCAUCGCUGAUCAACGCCUUUCGAGGCCUUCGAAACAGAGAUGAGGGGGCUGCACCAACGGGUGUGGUUGAGACCACCACGAAUAUUGCUAGAUUCCCAGACCCAAACCCCAAAAAUCCGUUCGUUUGGUAUGACGUCCCAGGGUCCGGCACGUUGAACAUACCGGAUUGGCAAUAUUUCACUGCACAGGGACUCUAUGUUUUCGACUGCAUUAUCAUCCUUUUCGACACCCGCUUUACGAUGACUGACCUUGCCAUGCUGGUCAAUUGUCGGCGUCUGAAUAUUCCUACUUAUAUCGUGCGGUCGAAAUCAGACUCACAUAUCAGAAACAUCAUCAAGGAAUCGGGUUACGACAGCGAUGAAGAUGAAGACCGCUCGCGUCGUGACGUAUUGUAUAGCUCCGCACGCGAGCAGUACAUCGCUGAAACUCGCGCCACCGUCAGGUACAACCUUCAGGAGGCGAAGUUACCCGAUCAGAGGGUGUACAUUGUCGCCAACAGCACUAUGGUCUCCACAGUGAGAGACCAGAAACUAUCGGAGAAGACGAUAGACGAACUAGAGUUGAUGCGAGAUCUCUUUAGGGAAGCCCAGUCAAGGCGUUGUGGUAAAGAAAGUGACGUAGUCCAGCUGGUGUCACCUCCAUCGGUGACCGAUGGGCCCAUCAGUGCCAAUCGGGUGCCGUGGGACGCAGUGGACGACGAGAGGGCGGACGAAAGCGUUAUUCGCGGUGACCUGGCUAGACCUGAUCUGGACGAGUUCGGUUUGCGACCGAAUUUUUAUUCGGUGCAAGCCUGCACGCUGCAAGAGAUUGUGCAGCUGCAGCAGCGCAGCUACUUCAGAAAUUCAGAAUCGGAGCGGGUGACGGAGUCGACAAGUAUUUCGGAGUCUUUAGACACGUGGGAAUUCCUGAGGACCUUCGAGCCUGUACUAAUCGACUUACUACAACUUUCUUCUUGA
Messenger RNA from Suillus discolor, 1614 nucleotides. Its product is annotated as interferon-inducible GTPase-domain-containing protein. NCBI's taxonomy places the organism in Eukaryota, Fungi, Basidiomycota, Agaricomycetes, Boletales, Suillaceae. The transcript is spliced from 5 exons. The record is from RefSeq and is a predicted model, not a curated record. Gene Ontology annotation, cellular component: membrane. Gene Ontology annotation, molecular function: GTP binding. Bases 43 to 1614 code for a protein of 523 amino acids.